GGAGUACAGAAGAGAGUGGAGGUAGAGAACCCGCGUGGAGCUCCGACAGCAUCAGUCACUUGUGAACACCGCGGAGUUACGGAACACCCUGGAUCUGUAGCUGAUAACCAGUGAGCGCAUUGAGCAGUAUGGCGCCAAACGUAACAGGAUCGCCAACCUCGCUGUUUUUGGCGGGGGCGGAGAUCUGCCCUGAACAGAAGAUUGUUCCUGAGAAACUCCGCAUCAAGUCCGUGCCCACCCCCGCCCCUACAACCACCCCCGCCGCCCCCAAGUCAGAAUACCACUGGGAAAUAGUGUGGAGAAACGUGGCUGCCUUUAUCUACCUCCACGGAGCCGCCGUGUAUGGCCUGUUGCUCCUCCUAACUGGGAGAGUACAUCCACUCACACUACUGUUCAGCAUGUCCGUCGGCUUCGUCUGCGGCCUAGGCAUCACAGCAGGCGCUCAUCGGCUAUGGGCACACAAGGCCUACAAGGCAAAAUGGCCUCUACGUCUGCUGUUGGCCUUCUUCCAGACAGUGGCCUUCCAGAACCACAUUUACGAGUGGGUUCGCGACCACCGUGUUCACCACAAGUUCACCGACACCAACGCCGACCCGCACAACUCCAGGAGGGGGUUCUUCUUCUCACACAUGGGUUGGCUAAUGGUCCGCAAGCACAAGGAUGUAAUUGUCAGGGGCAAGACGGUCGACAUGACCGACCUGGAGAAGGACUGGGUGGUGGUGUGGCAGAGGCGAUUAUAUCUGCUCCUGCUGCCUAUUUGCUGUUUCGCGCUGCCCACCUGGAUACCCAUGCAUUUCUGGGGCGAAUCGUUCUGGACGGCAUGGAACCUCAACAUCUUGCGGUACACCCUGAGUCUUAACGGAACAUGGCUUGUCAACAGCGCUGCUCACAUCUGGGGCAUGAAACCUUACGACAGAACUAUCAGCCCGACAGAGAACGCGUCCGUGGCUCUGCUCGCUCUGGGCGAAGGAUGGCACAACUACCAUCACGCGUUUCCCUGGGACUACAAGGCUGCCGAGCUGGGCAACUACACCCUCAACUUCACCACCAUGUUCCUGGACGUCUGUGCGAGGCUGGGCCUGGCCUAUGACCUGAAAAAGGCCUCUGACGAGCUAGUGAGGAAGAGGAUCCUGCGGACAGGAGACGGCAGUCAUAAGAUCAGCCAUGAGCACAGUCAUGAGGGCGAGGUUUGGGGAUGGGGAGACAAAGACAUGGAUGAAAGUGAGAAAGACCUCGUCGACGUGGUAAACCCGGCAAAAGAAGAAUAAGAAUAAACAACAUUAUGUGUAAAUACGUCACCGACAGGUCGACACCAAAUCUAAGUCAAACUUGGAGAAUUCAUUUCGAGAAGUUCGGUUUUCCAAAGUUUUUCAACUGGCUCUCAAAUUGUGUGUUAUGUUUCAGUAUUGCUACUGUUAGAUUAGUUUUAGAACGUGUACAUAUUUUGAGACUAUGGGCAAGAUAUUAAAAUUUAUCUAUUAAAAUCUAUUAUAUCGGAAUACUUUUCUCAACUUGAUGCAUUUUGUAAAUAUUUGAAUUGCACUGUCACAAUGACUUUCUUAAUAUUUCUGAAAUGUUUAUUGAUUAAUUAUUUUUUUUUUUGAUGAGUUAAUCUUGUUUAAACUAGUUGUAUAAUAUCUCCAAUGAUAUCGGAAAAUAAAUGGUUACUUAUUGUUUUAGGAAGAAUCACUCCAUAGUGAUGUUUUCACUUUUGUCUUAUUAUUUUCUUCUUUUGGGCAUUCAUAAUUAAUUGCCAGCUGUUAUUUAUUGCUUUAAGUUUAUUUCUUGUCAUUAUUGGUAUUUUAUUUUCAGCCUUAAAUAUGCGAGCUGAUGUAAUUAUUAGUGUGAAUUAGUUUUAAUGUUGUAGUUGUAGUCUGUUUCAACUGUUAUUUAAAUAAACUUUUUCGUUUUAAAU
Molecule: messenger RNA, 1915 nt
Organism: Macrosteles quadrilineatus (aster leafhopper)
Lineage: Eukaryota; Metazoa; Arthropoda; Insecta; Hemiptera; Cicadellidae
Product: acyl-CoA Delta-9 desaturase-like
Exons: 6
Coding region: 129-1268 (379 amino acids)
Biological process (GO): unsaturated fatty acid biosynthetic process
Cellular component (GO): endoplasmic reticulum membrane
Molecular function (GO): stearoyl-CoA 9-desaturase activity; iron ion binding
Source: RefSeq, a predicted model, not a curated record